Messenger RNA from Astyanax mexicanus (Mexican tetra), 4961 nucleotides. RefSeq names its product Ca++-dependent secretion activator 2 (gene cadps2). Lineage: Eukaryota; Metazoa; Chordata; Actinopteri; Characiformes; Acestrorhamphidae. The record is from RefSeq and is a predicted model, not a curated record. Bases 294 to 4196 code for a protein of 1300 amino acids. The transcript is spliced from 30 exons. Gene Ontology annotation, biological process: positive regulation of exocytosis; synaptic vesicle exocytosis; dense core granule exocytosis. Gene Ontology annotation, cellular component: glutamatergic synapse.
UCCGCAUAGCGCCACACAGCUCGCGCUCAGGCUCGCGGUAGGCGGGAAUGGAGUGAGCGGAAGCCCGAGCAGAGGGGACUGAGUGGCAGCUUAACUCCGCCCCGGUGGCGCUGACACCGACACGUUCACACACACAUACAAAACUGGUUUCGCGUCUGAAGAGGAGGAGGAGGAGAGAGAGAAAGAGAGAAAGAAAGAGAGAGAGAGAGUACCAGAACCCCUCUCCUCUUCCAGGCUUCCUCUCUCUCUCUCUACCUGUAAGUUGAAGGAGUUCUCUGAGCCGGGUCUUCACCAUGCUGGACCCGUCCUCCAGCGAGGAAUCCGGGGGAGAACUCCCACCUGAGGACGAGCCGCCGCUCCAGCCACCUGAAAAACCCUCGAAAAAGAGCCCCAAGUCCGAGAAAAGCUCAGGAGGAGCUCACCAGCGCACACCAGCCAAGAAACCUCCACCACCUGCUGCCUCCUCCUCUCCUGCGGAGGAGACCGAGACCGAGCAGCAGAGAGUCCAGAAAGAGGAGUCCGAGAGAAAGACCAAACUCCAGAUCUAUGUGUUCGUGCUGCGCUGUAUAGCCUACCCUUUCAACGCCAAACAGCCCACGGAUAUGGCACGACGACAGCAGAAGCUCAACAAGCAGCAGUUGCAGGCAGUGAAGGAGCGCUUUCAGGCAUUUUUGAGAGGAGAUACGCAGAUUGUGGCUGAUGAGGCUUUCUGCAAUGCAGUGCGCAGUUACUACGAGGGCUUUCUGAAGAGUGAUCGAGUUGCCCGCAUGGUGCAGAGUGGAGGCUGCUCAGCCAGUGAUUUCCGCGAGGUCUUUAAGAAGAACAUUGAACGUCGUGUGCGCAGCUUACCUGAGAUUGACGGCCUGAGCAAAGAGACUGUCCUGAGCUCCUGGAUCACCAAGUACGACACCAUCUUCAGAGGCGAUGAAGACCAGCGGCGACCGCAGGGCCGCAUGCCCUUCAGCGCAGUGUCCGAGCUCAUCCUCAGUAAGGAGCAGCUCUAUGAGAUGUUCCAGCAGAUCUUGGGCAUCAAGAAGUUUGAGCAUCAGCUGCUCUACAAUGCCUGUCAGCUGGACAAUGUGGAUGAGCAGGCAGCACAGAUCCGCCGAGAAUUGGAUGGGAGGUUGCAGCUCACUGAGAGAAUUGCCCGAGAGAGAAAGUUCCCUAAGUUUACAUCGAAGGACAUGGAGUUGAUGUACGUGGAGGAGCUGAGAUCGUCUAUCAACCUGCUAAUGGCGAACCUCGAGAGCCUGCCUGUAGCCAAAGACUUGAAGCCUAAGAUUAAGCCAAAACUCACACCUAUGAACAGCUUUUUGGAUAUAGGUGACGAGAAUGACCUGCCGCUCUCCAAAUCAGACGUAGUGCUGUCCUUCACCCUGGAGAUUGUAAUUAUGGAGGUGCAGGGGCUGAAGUCAGUGGCUCCGAACAGAAUCGUUUACUGUACCAUGGAAGUAGAAGGAGGAGAGAAGCUCCAGACAGACCAGGCAGAGGCAUCCAAACCACAGUGGGGCACCCAGGGGGACUUCACCACUACCCACCCCCUGCCGGUGGUCAAAGUGAAGCUGUUCACCGAAAGCACCGGAGUUCUGGCCCUGGAGGACAAAGAGCUGGGAAGGGUGGUGUUAAACCCUACAACAAACGGCCCUAAAGCUGCAGAGCUGCACAAGAUGGUGAUCCCCAAAAAUAGCCAGGAUACAGAUCUGAAGAUCAAACUGGCCGUACGCAUGGACAAGCCCCCCAACAUGAAGCACAGCGGGUACCUCUAUGCAUUAGGACAGAGAGUUUGGAAGCGAUGGAAGAGGCGAUAUUUUGUCCUUGUUCAGGUCAGUCAGUACACAUUCGCCAUGUGCAGUUACAGAGAGAAAAAGUCGGAGCCGCAGGAGCUCAUGCAGCUGGACGGCUACACGGUGGAUUACUCUGAGCCGCAGCCAGGUCUUCAGGGAGGUAAAGCUUUCUUCAGUGCUGUCAAAGAAGGGGACCUGGUGGUAUUUGCCACAAGCGAUGAGCCAGACCGAAUGCUGUGGGUACAGGCCAUGUACCGCGCCACAGGUCAAUCCUACAAGCCGAUGCCACCCGCCCAGAACCAGCAGCAGAACUGCAGAGGAGGCAACAUCCAGAAAGACAGCCCUUCUUCAUUACUCAGUUUGGAGAAGGCAGGAGUGGAGGAGCUCAUCUCAGCAGUGCCCUGCAGUUACGAUCACGCCAACCUCUUCCGAACGCUGCAGAAACUCACACUCGUCCACCGCAUGAAUGACUCUUUCUCCUGCCUGGGAUGGUUCAGCCCAGGCCAGGUGUUUGUUCUGGAUGAGUACUGUGCAAGAUACGGUGUGAGGGGGUGCCAUCGCCACAUCUGCUACCUGAAGGACCUGAUGGAAUUCUCAGAGAACAAUGCCUUGGUGGACCCCACCCUGCUCCAUUACAGCUACGCCUUCUGCGCUUCUCACGUCCAUGGGAACAGGCCAGAUGGAAUGGGCACCGUGACAGAGGAGGAGAAGGAGGAGUAUGAAGAAGUAAGGAGCAGACUGUUAAUUCUACUAGAGAACCAGAUCACACAUUUCAGAUACUGUUUCCCCUUUGGGCGACCGGAGGGGGCUCUGAAAGCCACGUUGUCUCUUCUAGAACGGGUUCUUAUGAAAGACAUCACCACACCAGUCCCUGUUGAGGAGAUGACUAAGAUUGUUAAGAAGUGCCUGGAAAAAGCUGCGCUUAUUAAUUACUCCCAGCUGACGGAUUAUGCCCAGUUUGAAGCUGACAGCUCCCAGGCCCCUCCUGAGAAGAGGUUAGAGGACAUGAUGCGUCUCGGGGAGCUGUGUAUGGAGGUGCUUCAACAGAACGAUGAGCAUCACUCAGAGGCCUUCUCCUGGUGGUCAGAGGCGAUGGCGGAGCACGCUGAGAUCUUCCUGUCCCUGUACACAGUGGACAUGGACGCUGCUCUGGCUGUACAGCCACAGGACUCCUGGGACAGCUUCCCUCUGUUUCAGCUGCUCAACAACUUCCUGCGCACUGACCCUCAGCUGUGCAAUGGGACUUUCCACAAACACCUUCAGGAGCUCUACAUGCCUCUAGUGGUGCGCUACAUUGACCUGAUGGAGUCGUCCAUCGCUCAGUCUGUCCAUCGUGGCUUUGAACAAGAGACCUGGCAGUCAGUUAAGACUAUUACCAACAAUCUGCCAAGUGUGCCUUUGCCUAAAGUUCCCAACCUGCCCCUCAAUCUUCCUCAGAUGCCCAGCUUCUCCACCCCCUCCUGGAUGGGACCACUAUGUGAUAACACCUUGCAAGGAAUUAAUUUGCCAGAUAUUUUUAAUGGCUCAGCAACAUCAGAGGACCUGUUCUGGAAGCUGGAUGCCCUCCAGAUAUUUGUGAUGGACCUGCACUGGCCAGAGCCAGAAUUUGCCAAACAUCUGGAGCAGCGUCUGAAGCUCAUGGCCAGUGACAUGAUGGAGGCCUGUGUCAAAAGGACCAAAACAGCAUUUGACUCAAAGAUGCAAAAAGCAAACAAGUCCACCGACUUCAGGGUGCCCCUCUCCGUGUGCACGAUGUUCAACGUUCUUAUGGAUGCAAAGAAGCAGUGCUCAAAACUCUGCAUCCUUGACCAAGGCCAAGAGAUUGACAAACAGUGGCAACAGUACCAUUCUAAAAUUGAUGUUCUGAUCGAUGAGGCCUUUAAAGAGAUGAUCUCUUGCCUGGUUUCUAAGUUUGCUGCUGUUUUGGAUAGCGUGCUGUCCAAGCUGUCACGAUAUGAUGAAGGGACAUUCUUUUCUUCAAUCCUUUCUUUCACUGUAAAAGCAGCAGCCAAGUAUGUGGAUGUCCCAAAACCUGGUAUGGAUCUAGCAGACACCUACAUUACAUUUGUGAGGCAAAAUCAGGACAUUCUCAGAGACCGAGUCAAUGACGAGAUGUACACUGAGAAAAUCUUUGAUCAAUGGUACAACACCUCCAUGAAGGCAGUGUGUGUGUGGCUGACUGACAGACUGGACCUGCAGCUCCAUGUAUAUCAGCUUAAAACCCUAAUCAAGAUAGUCAAGAAAUCCUACCGGGACUUCCGGCUGCAGGGAGUGUUGGACAGCACCUUAAACAACAAAAACUACGAGACCAUCUACAACCGGCUUACUAUAGAAGAGGCCACGGCAGCGGUGUCAGCUGGAGACGGCCUGCAAGGCAUCAGCAUGAGGGACAGUGAUGAAGAGGACGGUUAAUGAAUCAACUCUGGCUGCCCAUGUUUCACUUCGCCUGACUUAGAAAUGUAUUAAAUGUUGAGUAAACAUUUUUUCGGGACAAGGCUGUUUCUCCCCCAGUUCCUCGUGUCCAGGCUUAGCUCUACUGAUGUCACUACAGUAUGCUUGUACAGUGUAGUUCAAAGAGCACCCGCGGACAGCUCACACAUCUGGAUCUUUGUUGUACUUCAUUUGAUGUCCAGUGAUUUGGUAAAUUAAUGUCCAACAAUGCUGGUUCUAACUGUGAACAUUUGAGGUGCUGGUGAUGGAAGCUACAUGUAGGCACUGCUGAAGAACAACACAAACUAACUAAAGCGCUUCAGAGUCACAGUGUCACAGGCCUGGUACACAUCCAGAUCAAAAAUGUAAUAAUGCUCUGAUCCGCUCUUUGCACUGUGGCUUUAUCUUUGUUGGUACACGCCGGCCAAAUGUCUGAAGCGAGGAUAAGAUGCUAGUCGUGCAUUGUUUGAUAAUGAUAUAGAUCUGACGUUUAAUUCUUUUAUGAAAGUAAUGAUCAGUUGUGUGCACAGUUGUGUUUAUUACUGUAUGUUGUUGAUGUCCAGCUCUGUUUUACUUAAAAAAGAAUCUGUCACUGAAUUUUAAGAAGAGAUGUAGGCUAUAUUUCUAUUGUCUAUUGUGCAUCUGUGCCAACUGUGCACAGGUGUGUUUUAAGUGUUAGAAAUAAAAAGUGUUUUUAAUGUUAACAUCUGCGACUUUAUUGACUUUAUUAAAGCUCAAUUUUGGACA